AUGGACUUUGACACUGGGAUGUCUGUUUUGGAUACUCUCCAAAACCAAGUUGGGACUGCCAAGGAGCAUAAAAAUAUGAUUGUCAAGGAUAUUACAGAAAAGAUGAUUUGCAUUGUCAGAAAUGUGUUUGAAAAAAGAGAGAGGAUUGUGCUGGAUUCUCCACAUGGUCAGAGUCUCAAAGGAGCACCUCAAGUGGACAAAGAAACUCAGAACUGGCCUAUUGCAGAAGAACUUGUAUGUGAACUUGACAAGUUGAAGUACACUUUUCAAGCAGAUCCUCUUCCCUUGUUGAACCUUCUCAUGCACAGAAUGUGA
Molecule: messenger RNA, 315 nt
Organism: Suillus subaureus
Lineage: Eukaryota; Fungi; Basidiomycota; Agaricomycetes; Boletales; Suillaceae
Exons: 2
Coding region: 1-315 (104 amino acids)
Source: RefSeq, a predicted model, not a curated record